GUGGAAUCCACAAUAUUUUCUUUACGUGACAAUUUGGGGAGAGCUUUUGCAGAGCAUGUUUCUAUGAAAAUUAUAGCCUAUUUAGUCUCAAUUUCUCCACCUUUAAAUAAAUAAAAUUAUCCAUGAAGGGCUUUAUUGACUGCCACUGUCACAUCUCUGCAGGAGAUUUCGACAAUGACAUAGAAGAUGUGAUUGAGAAUUCUAAAAAGGCUGGGCUUUUAGCACUACUAGCAGUAGCAGAAAAUGUCGGAGAGUUUGAAAAGAUUAUACAGCUGUCACAGAGGUUCCCAGGCUUUAUUUUCCCUUGUUUAGGAGUCCAUCCUAUACAGGGUACAGCUCCUGAGCCACAGAGAGGAGCCUUACUCCAGGAUUUAGAUGCUGCUUUGCCCCUGAUAGAGAAAUAUAAAGACCAUCUUGUUGCUAUUGGGGAGGUAGGCUUGGAUUUCACCCCCAGAUUUGUCAAUGGUGACGCAGACAAAGACAGUCAAAGACAGGUGCUUAUUCGGCAGGCAGAGAUUGCAAAACAACUGGACCUUCCGCUAAAUGUCCAUUCAAGAUCUGCAGGCAGACCUACUAUACACCUGCUAAAGGAACAAGGUGUUGAGAAAGCUCUUCUUCAUGCUUUUGAUGGGAAACCCUCAGUUGCCAUGGAGGGAGUGAAGGCUGGGUAUUACUUCUCCAUUCCUCCAUCUAUAGUAAGAAGUGAACAGAAGCAGAACCUAGUGAAACAGCUGCCGUUGGAGAGCAUGUGUCUAGAAACCGAUUCACCUGCCUUGGGUCCAGAGAAACAGGUGAGAAAUGAGCCAAAGAAUAUCUCUGUCUGCGCUGAGUACAUCAGUAAGAUCAAAGGGGUUCCCUUGGAAAUGGUGAUGGAGGUGACGACACAGAAUGCCCUGCGCCUGUUCCCUCGGCUCAAGACAUUACUCAGAGCCUGAACAACCAAGUCCGGGUUUCAAUCCAAGGCAUGUUAUAUAGCAGUGCAUGGCUCUUGACCUUUUUAAAGGUAAUUUACGCUUGAGGGAAAGGGAAAGGGGGACACUUAGUCAGUUGUACAACUGAAUGCAUUCAACUGAAAUGUGUCU
Molecule: messenger RNA, 1082 nt
Organism: Salvelinus namaycush (lake trout)
Lineage: Eukaryota; Metazoa; Chordata; Actinopteri; Salmoniformes; Salmonidae
Gene: tatdn3l
Product: putative deoxyribonuclease TATDN3
Exons: 9
Coding region: 123-935 (270 amino acids)
Molecular function (GO): hydrolase activity, acting on ester bonds
Source: RefSeq, a predicted model, not a curated record